CCAGCGAUGGGGAUCCGCGCCCACCCUUAAACCGCUCAUUCUGUCGCUACAGUACAGGCUUCUUUCCCUCUCCACUCCCUCGCUCGCUGCCCACCCGUCGCGCCCGCUCCUCUCCCGCCGCCCGACCGAGCGAUGCAACCUUCACUCGCUGUCCUGCUUCGCUAACGCGUGUGUCCCGACUUUUGCGACCGACCGACCCUCGAUAUUGCGACCCAACAUCGAUAUCCUACCGAGACAACGCCAAUUGGCGCCCCAGAGCUGGACUGAGAGCUAGCUUUACGUCUGCAAGGCCCAUAACGUUCGUUCCGGAAGAGCCGGCCCAUAGCGACCAUCGGCGUACAUCAUACACGCUUGGCAUCCAAAUUCGGAGGCUCGCUGCCGUUUGUUUUACUGUAUGCCCGCAACCAGACGACUAUCUCGACAGCACAAAAAUACAUAGGCCGUUGAAGCUUCCCGUCGCCCUCGGGGGCAGCUCAACCCGCGAAAAUGACGCCCUCGCUAUCUCGACGCUCGCCAUUCGCGCUCCUGCUCGUGGUACUGUCCUUCAUCACUUCCACCCUCGCUGUCGACAAGCCGAAAUACGUUACUGCGACAAUCGACGGAGAGCAGGUCCUCGUGAAGGACAACAGGCAACCGGCGCUAUACACUGGCAAUUAUGGGGAUUGUAUGGGCGGUAGCAGCAUCAAUGUCACCCGCUUUGAUGCGGCGUACUACAAGGACAACAUGACAGUUCUCUUCCAUCUUGGAGGAGAGACGGCUCUGAAGAAUGAAUCAAUAAUGAUGUACAUCGGUGUCUUCGCCUACGGUGAGAGCCGGUUCGAUCUGACUUUCAACCCAUGCAGUGCGAACAUCUACAGCGCAUGUCCGAUAGAAGCUGGAACUCCUAUCGAGGCGAACGGCAUUAUCCCCAUCAGCCAGAACGACGUCGCUGGCAUCAUUCCGCUCGCAUUGUCCAUCCCGGACUUUGAAGGAGAGGCCAUUCUGAGGAUCUUCUCCAAUUCCACCCAGACUGAGAUUGGAUGCUACUCUGCGAUUGUUACCAACGGCAACACCUUCUCCCAGCCAGAAUCUGUGGGCUCGAUCCUUGGCAUAUUCACCUUCGUGGCUGUCAUCUCGUCGUUUGCUACUGCCAUAUACGGCGACAACAUCCCCGAGAUGCGCAAGCACUACGCCCAUUCGCUUUCCGUUCUCGUGGUGUUCGCUGUGUGGCACCAUAUCUACUUCAGUGGCGCCCUCUCAAUGAACUGGCCUAGCGUGUUGGUUGCCUUCUGGAGUAACUAUGCGUGGGCCGGAGGCAUGAUCUACUCUGAAGCCAUGCAGAAUUCGAUCAACAACUUCAUCGGUUCGAACAAGGGCAAUACCACCGCUGUAGGCGCAGCAGGGACGGGCGAUUCCAAUCCUGGGCUUGGAGGCGGAUAUGACAUCCACCAAAUCUACAAACGAGACGUCUUUCCCAAGGCCUUGAACAUCCCCGGUCUAAUGCGACGGAGCAAGUACAACCGUGUGGCUCGGCAUCUGGAGAAGACUCUGGCGAAACGAGAACUUGUGAACUCGACCGACGGUUUCUCCUGGUAUGGAAAUCCCGUCAAGCCAGGCCUUCCGCUGCCUGGCAAUUACUCCGGCUUCGCCGGUACUCUUGCGCAAGAGAGUAUUCCAGCCUCGAAUGCCUUCAUGACUGGCUUCCUUUGGUUUCUGGUUUUGCUCGGCAUUGUGGCUUUCUCGGUCAUUGCUUUCAAGUUCGCUCUGGAAGGUCUCAGCAAGACAAAGCUCAUGAAGAACGACCGAUUGGCUUUCUUCAGAGCCCACUACCUAGGAUACACCGCACUGGCUGUUCUCCGCACGCUCUUCAUUGGGUUCUUCAUGCUCAUAUUUCUCACACUCUUCCAGUUUGCCUACCUGGCGUCAGCUGGCCCAGUUGCAGUAGCAUGCAUUGUGUUCCUAAUCAUGCUCAUCGGCGUGGGUGGACUUGCUGUGUAUGCUUGCUUCUACAGGAUCAAGUUUGGCAGUUACGUUUCGGAGCCAGACCGCUUGAACAUUGAGAAGAGGAGGGUUCUAAGAGUCAUCCCUUGGUACGGGUUCUCACGAAACAGCGAGUUUCCCCGAUCCGAGGACAAGGCUUACGCGGGAUCUUUGCCGUGGUGGUCAGUACGUGGCGCGUCCGAGGAGAAGUCCAUUCAUGACGACGAGGAAUUCACGAAGAAGUUUGGAUGGCUCGCUUCCCGCUUCCGCAGGACCCGCUGGUGGUUCUUCACUGUAUGGCUUGUGUACGAGUUUGUCCGAGCUUGUUUCCUCGCUGGAGCUUCAACUCAACCUAUGGUUCAGGUGUUCGGCCUCCUGGUCGUGGAGUUCAUCGCAUUCAUCGGCAUCAUCAUUAUGCGGCCCUUCGAGGGCCAGCGCCUGAAUGUCAUUGUGGUUUAUCUCCUUGGAUUCAGCAAGGUUGCCACGGUCGCACUCUCUGCGGCGUUCGAUACCAGAUGGAACAUUCCGCGGAUUCCUGCGACGGUCAUUGGCAUCGUCAUUAUCGUCAUUCAAGGCGUUCUCACCAUCAUCGUCAUGAUUGCAAUCAUACUGGGAGCCAUUACCAGUUACAUGUCAGUCAUGCGAAACCGCGAGACGAUCAAACCGAAGCGAUGGGUCCCGAUCCGUGAGAAGUACUUCAAGCAUAUCGAUUUCAAGGAGAAGGACAUACCACGCCCACCGUCUCCUCCCCCGCCAGAGCCAGAACCAGAGCCUGAGCGGCCCAAGGUUCCUUACUUCAGCGUGAACUCCUUUAGGAGGAUGGCCAAGAUUGAAGACGAGGAUCCCGAAUUCAUGAACGAGGUCAACGGUGACUUUGCGGCAUCCCAAACUUCCCUGCAAGGAAUUAGAGAAGGUAUGGUUGGAACGCCAGGUCAACACAGCAGGGCACCCAGCAUCCGGUCACAGAUGUCUUACUCUAGCCUCCCGUAUGGCGCCCGCGUUCAUCGAGCGAGCUGGAGCACUCAAGACUUUACCGAACAGUACGCUCCCGGGCGACGGCGGACGAUAAGCAAUUCCAUGAACUACGCUCCGGUGGGGGGUAUAAGCCGACCAGCGAGUAGGACUCUCCCUGCUAUCAACACUCGCUUCGGAGGCAGUAGUGAGAACAUGAAUCGUCAUCCGAGUCCGCUCAGUACCACUCGACCUAUCACGCCAACAUCCCCUGCACCCGGUGGCGACGCGAGCCCGAUUUCUAGACCGAAAAGCAAGCCUAACAUGAGAUCGAGGCCCCAGCUACAGACCCUAGCCAGCGAGCACGGGAUCCCUCCGCUACCACAGACCAGGAACGCGAGGGAAGUGGCGAAUCCAGGAGUCGCCGAAUGAGGAAGACAUGUACCGCAAAGUAAUAAUACCGGGGAUAUUCUCACCAAGCAGCUUUUGACAAGCUUUACGAAGUAACGAUACGAAAUCCAUAGGCUCAAGCCAUAUCGCGCAUAGCCAUACCGGGUCAGCAUCGGCGUUAAUGGACAGCAUUUCGGGCGGAUAUCCAGCAUUCAGCAUUUAGCGUUGCAUGACACUCUCACUCUUUUACGACUACGGACUCAAAACGAGUCAUCUACAUUCCUUUUCCAUCCCCUUUGAAUGGCAUCAGACUCAUCUGCAUCCGACUCCGCGACGGACGUCUCGGGCGCUGUGGGAUAAUUACGACAGCAUCAUGCUGGGUAUUUGAUAGGCUGGGAGUCAGGUGCGGUGGAGCUAAUAAGGCUUGUACAUAGUGACCAGGCCUGUAUGAUAGUACUGAGCAGAUAUCUUGAAGAAUGAAUAGUUCAUCUCAC
Molecule: messenger RNA, 3794 nt
Organism: Trematosphaeria pertusa
Lineage: Eukaryota; Fungi; Ascomycota; Dothideomycetes; Pleosporales; Trematosphaeriaceae
Product: TRP-domain-containing protein
Exons: 2
Coding region: 487-3342 (951 amino acids)
Biological process (GO): transmembrane transport; fungal-type cell wall biogenesis
Source: RefSeq, a predicted model, not a curated record